AUGUUCAACUCCUGUCGUGACCCAACACCCUAGAGGCGGAGCAAAUAAGCUGAGACGUCAGGGCCAAAAAAAAAAAUCAUCCUAGCCAUGCAAGCUAUCCCUCUGCUCAGCUGCUCCCAGCCCACAUCCAUGGCUUGUGUGACAGCAUCGGAACACAGAAGCCGCGUUGAAAUGCAGUUAGCAGUACAGCUGGGAGACAGGCAUGGAGGCGACGGUCCAGUGACGAAAAUGAGCUUCCCGUGAGCUUGGUAGUCGACUGCGGUGCUUGUGAAGGGGCCUGGGGCUUCCCCUAGCAGCAGUGCCAGGCUCGGUGCAAAAAAUACCCCGCGGUGCAACUCAGUUUCUUUUGGUGACUGCGGUGUUCCCCCCCCCCCUUUUUUCUCCCCUUUCCCGUGUCCUCUUCUCUAGGAUGGCGGAAGCAGAAUUGCACAAGGAAAGGCUGCAAGCCAUAGCUGAAAAAAGAAAAAGACAGGCUGAAAUAGAAGGCAAGAGGCAGCAGCUUGAUGAACAGAUCCUUCAGCUGCAGCAUUCCAAGUCCAAAGCACUCCGAGAAAAAUGGCUGCUACAAGGAAUGCCAGCUGGUACUGCAGAAGAGGAAGAAGCUAGAAAGCGACAGUCUGAGGAAGAUGAAUUCAGAGUUAAAAAACUUGAAGAUAAUAUUCACAGGCUGGAGCAGGAAAUACAGACACUAGAAAGUGAAGAGUCCCAGAUAUCUGCCAAAGAGCAAAUCAUCCUAGAGAAACUAAAGGAAACAGAGAAAUCUUUGAAGGACUUUCAAAAGAGCUUUUCCAAUGCAGAUGGAGAUGCAGUAAAUUACAUUUCCACCCAGCCCCCUGACUUGCCAAUCCUCUAUUCACGAACAACAGAAUCAUCUCCUGAGCAAGACGGGACGAGCAGGGUAGCUGCUGUGUACGCCAUGGAAAUUAAUGUGGAGAAAGACAAACAGACAGGAGAGACCAAGAUUCUCUCUACAUCAACCAUUGGCCCAGAGGGGGUCCAUCAGAGAGGAGCCAAAGUCUAUGAUGAUGGUACCAAAGUAGUCUAUGAGGUGCACUCGGGAGGUACCGUGGUAGAGAAUGGAGUUCAUAAAUUAAGCUCAAAGGAUGUAGAUGAAUUUAUUCAGAAAGCUGGACAAUCAAACAUUAGAGGAGGACAUGAAGCAAAGGCUUUGUCGGAGAGGACUGUGAUAGUAGACGGGAGACUCGGCCAAACAAACGAACAGAUGCUCUGCAAGGAGGCAAAGUUAGAAAUGGUCCACAAAUCACGGAAAGACUAUUCUGCCGAGAGCCUAGAACGACAGGCGAAAGUCCCUAGAGCUGAAGUCCCAGAUGGGAGCAUGGACCAGCCAGUGACCAUGAUUUUCAUGGGCUACCAAAACAUAGAGGGUGAAGAAGAGGCUAAAAAGGUGCUAGGGUAUGACGAGACCAUCAAAGCUGAAUUGGUGCUCAUCGACGAAGACGAUGAGAAGUCACUUCGAGAGAAGACAGUGACAGACGUGUCCACUAUUGACGGAAAUGCCGCCGAGCUUGUCUCCGGGAAGCCCAUCUCGGACACCACAGAGCCCUCCUCCCCUGACGUGAAGGAAGAAAGCCUGGCCACAGAACCAGUUCCAGGUACCCAAAAGAAAAAACGCUGUCAGUGCUGUGUUGUCAUGUGACCACUUCUCUCUCCUCUCUCCUUCUGAGGAGCCUCUGCUCCCUCUGUCACUUACAUAGACCUCUUUGUACAACUAACUGCAAUACUGUGAACUGGAAGUAAAGGCCUUCAUUGCCUUGCAGGUGGAUGGCUUUGAUUUCGCUUUCCUCAAUAAACUGAACCAUGAUGUUCUUA
Phascolarctos cinereus (koala) is the source of this 1830-nucleotide messenger RNA. It is a transcript of the gene PALM2AKAP2, whose product is annotated as PALM2 and AKAP2 fusion. NCBI's taxonomy places the organism in Eukaryota, Metazoa, Chordata, Mammalia, Diprotodontia, Phascolarctidae. Gene Ontology annotation, biological process: regulation of cell shape. Gene Ontology annotation, cellular component: membrane. The record is from RefSeq and is a predicted model, not a curated record.